AUCAAAGCAUCAGAUUCCUGCCUGGUCCCUGGGCCUGGGUAUGUCCCUGAAGUAGUAAAGUAAACAUGGCUCCUAUGGCAACUCUUAUUUUUUUUCUCUCUGUCGCUUUUGCGACUUCACACGUUGAAUCAACAAGCAAUCAGUACGCGUUCGCAAUAAUUGAGAGCUGCAGUGGCUGUCGUCUAAAUCGUCUUCCGGAUGUUAGGCAGUUCAUCUUCGAAGACGUACCAAACUAUAACAAUGUUGCAUUCAAACAUAUUCAAGGUGCAGUUCCAGAACUUGUUCUAUUCAAUGAGAAUGAGGAGGAAGUUGAAAGAUUGCCAUUGUCAAGUUUGACUCGGGAAGAGUGCAAUAAUUUACUAAUUUCUAAAGGCUUUACAAAAAAAAUAGCAAAGGAUGAAAUAUAAGCAUGCAUAUAUAAAUCUGUAAAUUUCACUUUACUAUUUAUUACAGAAUAAAUUAUUCUGAUAAUUA
Messenger RNA from Ceratina calcarata, 474 nucleotides. Its product is annotated as selenoprotein M-like. The coding region runs from base 66 to 407 and encodes 113 amino acids. The record is from RefSeq and is a predicted model, not a curated record. The transcript is spliced from 4 exons. Gene Ontology annotation, cellular component: endoplasmic reticulum lumen. NCBI's taxonomy places the organism in Eukaryota, Metazoa, Arthropoda, Insecta, Hymenoptera, Apidae. Gene Ontology annotation, molecular function: oxidoreductase activity.